Molecule: messenger RNA, 2552 nt
Organism: Mauremys mutica (yellowpond turtle)
Lineage: Eukaryota; Metazoa; Chordata; Testudines; Geoemydidae
Gene: TTC9C
Product: tetratricopeptide repeat domain 9C
Exons: 4
Coding region: 223-768 (181 amino acids)
Molecular function (GO): protein binding
Source: RefSeq, a predicted model, not a curated record
AGCCGGCCCCGCCCAGCUCUUGGGGCAGCGGAGGCUGCUGCCGGGGGCUCGGCUCCCCGGCCCUGCGCGGCGCCCAGUCACAUGGUGCCUGAUCUCCCUGCCCAGCGCGGCCGGUCGCGCUUCCUGGGCCGGGCAGGAAGCAGCAUGGAGCUCGGCCGCGGCUGCUGAGCGAGGCGGCAUCGGAUCGGUCUCUGCGCGCGGGGUCCUGGAGCGGCUGCCCGGAUGGCUGCGCAGGGCUCUUCAGGGGAGGCCAUGGACCAGCGGCUCCAGCAGGCCCAGAGGUUCAAAGAGGACGGGAACCGGUGCUACAAGGAGGGGCUCUUCAGGGAUGCCGUGAGCCGCUACCACCGGGCACUGCUGCAGUUGCGAGGGCUGGACCCCAGUGUACCCUCUCCCCUGCAGGCCUUCGGGCGCGAGCAGCCGCCAGUGACGCCUGAGCAGGAGAGGGCACUGCACGGCACCCAGACCGACUGCUACAACAACCUGGCUGCCUGCUUGCUCCACAUGGAGCCAGUGAACUAUGAGCGGGUGAAGGAGUACAGCCUCAAGGUGUUGGAGAGGCAGCCUGAGAACCCCAAGGCCCUGUACCGCGCCGGCGUGGCCGCCUACCACCUGCGGGACUAUGACCAGGCCCGGCACUAUCUCAUGGCGGCCUCAUGCAGCCAGCCCCGAGACGCCAAUGUCAAGCGGUACCUGCAGCUGACAGAGUCCCAGCUCAGCACCUACCACCAGAAGGAGAAGCAGCUCUACAUGGGGAUGUUCAGCUAGCGAAAUCAAGGCUCCCCCCACCAGAUACCACCAGGGCCACAUGGAUCCACCUUCCUUUCCUGGACAGAACUCCAGGGCCACAUGGAUGCACCACCCUUUCCUGGACAGACUGCCGGGCCACAGGGACACCCCCACUGACAUAACACCAGGGCUUUCCCUUGAUGGCAUAGGACCCAUGAGGUCACUUGGGACCUGGGUUGCUAGAGGGGAAACCCCAGGCAGGUGGCUAGGACCUGCUUGGACUGCUCCCCUUUCUCUUGUCUGCAGAGCAGUGUCCUCUCUGUUGCUCCCUAGGGCCUGGGCAUUCCCAGAGUCAGAACUGCACAGGCUCAACCACCCCAUGGUUGUGGUGCCAGAGACAGGGAGCAUGGGCUGGAUCAUUAGUUCUGUCACCCUGCUGGCCCUCUUCAUAAAGUGACCUGUCUCUCUGCAUUGUGUGUGUGUGUCUGACCCUUCCCUGCCUGGGCUCUCCUUCAGAGGGAGCACUUGGGGAGCAGGGGGCUGUUUCAGGGAAGUUAACCCCCUGCUCUGCUGCUAUUGGUCUAAUUUCCAUAGUGAUCGUAGCUGGGUCAUUUCUAUCCUGAGCGGAGCUUGGCAUCCUGAGCCACAUGACCUCACCCCACCUGGGACCCUGGCCCCUUCUGGCUCUUACAAACAAGUAAUUUCCACUCUCCUCACCCCGUCUGCAGCCAGCUGCCUGCAGCACUGGGGCUCGUGCAGCGACUGCAAGCUUUACGCUGGGCCUCAUCUGCACGCUGCAGAGGGGCCUGGAUUAGACUGGGACUGUGCAGGGAGGUGGCUUAUCCCAUGGACAGGGCACACGCUGCACUGGUGCCUGCACUAUGCCCCACACUGCAGAGGUGCAUCGUACCCCUCCCCACGCUGUGCUCCCCUGAGGCCCCAACAACGGCUGUUCAGAUAGAAAUGAGGGGUGGGGGCAGCUGCAUUUCAGGUUUUGACAUUUUGGCUGCUCAUAUCAGAGCUGGGCCUGGAGCCCACACUGUCUGGCUCAUUCCAAGCAGCCAGGUGGGAGAUCUGCUCUGGGGGGCUCAUGUCUUCUUUCCCAAGGGCUUGAUUUUGUCAGGUCCUGCAACAAGCCUGACUCCUCCUCCCCCAGCCCUCCCAUCCUAGCAAACAUCCUUCAUUUCUGCCAUCCACACGCCCUGGCUCCUCCCUGCGGCUUAAGCAAACAGCUCCCCCCAGGCUGCUGACAGCUGGGAAAUGGGGCUGUUGAUUCUUCUCAGCUUCCCCCCUUGCUCUUGUCCCUCCUCUCCCUGCAAUGUGCAAACACCAAGUCACCAGCAAACUGCUGGUGCUGCCCCAGCUUCUCAGCCCCAGGGCCCAGGCUAAAGAGUACUACAGUGAGGCCCGUGCAUGGGGCUGCUCCAUCCCAAGGGUGACCCCCAGCCACCUCUGUCCCAAGUGCUGAGCUUAGCCUCCUGCACUGGCGUGCCUGGUGCAGCAGCGUGAACAAAGCCCCCUCCCCCGACCUGGCCUGCUAGAGUCAGCCCCCGAGGGCGGAGGGGCAGGAGGGAAGAGCCAGGGAUCCACUGCGGGUAGGAAGUGCAGGUUUCUCAGGUGACAAGCUGAUCCAGCCCAGCCAGGAGCAGGGACCUGCCCCACCACCCCUCGUCUUGGCAUCUGCCCCAGGGAGAUAAGAGCACAGGGGUGUGAGGCUGUGACUGGGGUCAUGGCCAAGUAACCUGCAGCCCGGGCUCCUGGGGCUAGAUAAGGCUGUGGGAUUGCCUGAGGAAGAUCACUAGGGACUACAGGAAGAUUGUUUU